Thlaspi arvense is the source of this 1476-nucleotide messenger RNA. NCBI's taxonomy places the organism in Eukaryota, Viridiplantae, Streptophyta, Magnoliopsida, Brassicales, Brassicaceae. The record is from the annotation of a GenBank genome assembly.
AUGAGAUCGAAACCGCCAUUAACGAGCUUCGAUGUUUCCCUUUUCUCUCUGUUCAAAUCCGUCGCUGUGGCUUUCUAUAAACGAAUUCAGGCUCUGAUGGCGAGUGAGCAAUCACCGGCUGCUCAAACGCCGUUGCUCGAUUCAAAUCAGAAUCAGAAUCAGGAUCAAGAGCAACCUCCGCCGCAGAUAGACGGCGGCGGAGGAGGAGGAGAGGGCGUCAACGAUGACGACGACCUGGAUCAAACGCUGGAAAGGCUCGAGAUGUUUCUGACGCUCCUUGGGUUUAACCAGUCGUCUACUCAAAGCCUUGUCUUGUCUUGGAUCGUCUUUUUGACCAUCGGUUUGGUGCUUCCGGUGACAGUGUUGGAGCUAGGGCAUUGUAAAGGGUGUGAGAAGUACCAGUACAAGAGCUUCGAGCUCAACAUCGUGGUCUCGCAGGCGUGUUUGGCUGGUGUCUCUCUGCUUUGCGUUUCUCACAAUUUGAGAAAGCACGGGAUUCGAAAGUUUUUGUUCGUCGAUCAACUCAGUGGGCGAAUGGGACGGCUCAAAGGUCAAUACAUUCAGCAAAUCUCGAACUCUGUGAGACUGCUUGCAGUUUGGUCGCUCCCAUGUUUUGCAUUGAAAGCUAUUCGGGAGAUCAUCCGUAUGAUAUACGUGCCUCAUGACCAGCCAUGGCUAUCUGUUUUAAUUCUCUUAUCAAUGAUCUUGUCAUGGACGUACUUAAGCACUAUAUUUCUAGCUGCAAGUGCCAUGUUUCAUUUGGUCUGCAAUUUGCAAGUCAUUCACUUUGAAGACUAUGCGAAGCUCUUAGACGGGGAGUCAGAAAUCUCCCUUUUCAUCUACGAGCACAUACGUUUGCGCCAUUACCUCUCCAAAAUAAGCCAUAGGUUCCGAAUCUUUCUGCUUCUACAGUUCCUGGUCGUUACAGUAAGCCAGUUUACUACGCUUUUCCAGACCACUGCGUACAGCGGGCGUAUCACAUACAUAAACGGUGGUGAUUUCGCGGUUUCGGCGGUAGUCCAAGUUGUUGGGAUAAUAUUAUGUCUGCACGCAGCAACUAAAAUAUCUCACAGAGCUCAAGCGAUAGCAUCAGUGGCAAGUAAAUGGCAUGCGAUGAUGUCUUGCUCAUCUACAGAUUCAACUCAAAUAAGGACUUCUCCUAGUGGGGUUCACUUGGAGGCCACCACGAUUCCACCAAUCUCCUUUCAGAUUUCCCGUUCAGAAAGCGAUGUGGAGUCGAUGGAUCACUACGUGAGGAUGCCUGCUAAUAACAGCAACAACCACUUUCCUUCAUACAUGUCCAUGAACUCAUAUCACAAAAGACAAGCUUUCGUGUUGUAUUUGCAGAUGAAUCCAGGCGGGAUAACGAUAUUCGGGUGGACAGUAGACAGGCAUCUGAUAAACACAAUUUUCUUCAUUGAGCUCUCUCUCGUUACCUUUGUACUUGGGAAGACUGUAGUUUUCAGUUCUGAAUGA